Messenger RNA from Gorilla gorilla gorilla (western lowland gorilla), 714 nucleotides. RefSeq names its product destrin. The record is from RefSeq and is a predicted model, not a curated record. Gene Ontology annotation, cellular component: actin cytoskeleton. Gene Ontology annotation, molecular function: actin binding. Lineage: Eukaryota; Metazoa; Chordata; Mammalia; Primates; Hominidae. The transcript has 3 exons. Gene Ontology annotation, biological process: actin filament depolymerization. The coding region runs from base 1 to 714 and encodes 237 amino acids.
AUGUGGGAGAAGGACUUCAAAGAAGCAGCAGCCAGAGAGGGAGGGAGAAAACCUGGAGAAGAGUUGGUCAUGGAGGAUGCUAAGGGAAGAGCAUAUUUGAGGGGGGAGGAGAGCACCACUGUCUGGGGCUACACAGAGUUGUGGUUUGUGGCCACGCAUUCCUCAACUGCUCAGGCCCCGAAGCAUUCAGACUCGGUGCCCACCAGCGGCCUCCCCUGUGUCCCUGUGACCGUGGCAGCAAAGACGGACUCAGGAGUGCAAGUUGCUGAUGAAGUAUGUCACAUUUUUUAUGACAUAAAAGUUCCUAAAUGCUCCACAUCAGAAGAAAUCAAGAAAAGAAAGAAGACUGUCAUUUUUUGUCUCAGUGCAGACAAAAAGUGCAUCAUUGUAGAAGAGGGCAAAGAGAUCUCAGCUGGAGAUAUUGGUGUAACCAUAACUGGUCCUUUCAAGCACUUUGUGGGAAUGCUUCCUGAAAAAGAUUGCUGCUAUGCUUUAUAUGAUGCAAGCUUUGAAACGAAGAAAUCCAGAAGAGUAUUGUUUGUUUGUUUGUUUUUGUGGGCACCAGAACUACCACCUCUGAAAAGUAAAAUGAUCUACACAAGCUGUAAGGAUGCAAUCAAAAAGAAAUUUCAAGCAAAUGGACCAGAAGAUCUCAACUGGGCUUGUAUUGCUGAAAAGUUAGAUGGGUACUUAAUUGCAGCUUUUGAAGGAUGA